This is a messenger RNA of Necator americanus (New World hookworm), 528 nucleotides long. RefSeq lists its product as uncharacterized. The transcript has a single exon. The record is from RefSeq and is a predicted model, not a curated record. Lineage: Eukaryota; Metazoa; Nematoda; Chromadorea; Rhabditida; Ancylostomatidae. Bases 1 to 528 code for a protein of 175 amino acids.
AUGCAUCUUAUAUUCUACACCUGUCUUGUGGUUCUGGUACUUGCUCAACCUGAAUCUGACAGGAAGAAUUCGAAUUCGUCAGAGAAACAGGGCAAUGGACCUCUUGGAAGAUACAUGCCGUGGAUAAUAUGCACCCCAUGGACUAGUGGUGGAAAGGGAGGCCCGAAUGGAAACAAUACGGAUGACAAUGACAAAGAGAAUCCCCGCCCCGAAGGUAUUCUGAUUAAACUGCCAUGUUAUGGUUACAGAAAUCCCUGGUGUGGCGGCGGCAACGGCUUUUACCCGUGGUUCAACUAUGGUUACCGUGCUUCCUGGCCACGUUAUAAUUACAAUCUUUGGAAUCCUUGGAGCCGUCGCUACUCCAACAGCCAGCCAACUGGCCGCCGCCAGAAUCCAUCGAAACGUCGUGGAAACGGUAACACGAAGCCGGGAGGUCCACUUGAACACAUGGGUGAUGGUAUUGAAACAGGAAGAAAUUCUUUUCUUUCGCCCUCAGGGAACGCGAAAAGAGAUUCACGAUUCCUGUAA